UCGGAGGCGCCGUCGCUUUUCACUUUCAGUUUGUCGUGAGCAUUUGAACUCGGAGCAGCGCCCCCAGAGCCCACAGCGGGACGCAGUUGUGCCCAAAUUUUUGUGGCAAUCGUGCGUGCAGGCAAUAGAAAAGCCAGAAAAGAAAAAAAUAGCCACAGAAAGGGAAGCAGAGAAAAGCUGAGAAAAACGUUCCAAAGAAGCUACAAGCUGAAAAAGAGAAAAAUGUACAAGAAAUGUUUUUUUAAAUAGUGUGGAGGCGAGUGUGGUGCGGCUAACGGAACGACGAAGCAAGUUGCUGCUGCACAACGAAACUUAGAUAGAGUACACACAUAGGAAACAUUUCAUAUCCCCGCGGCGAACAAUAAAACAAGAGCCAGCAGCAGCAGCAGAAGCAGGAGCAGCAGAAGCAGAAGCAGAGGAAGCAGACGGAGAAGCAGUGGAAGCAGAAGCAACAAAAACUACAAUAAGAGCAAAAAUGACAGCAAUAAGUUUAAGCAAUAAAACACUGCUUGGCAAGCAGUUCAAAAAUGCACGCAUCACACAAUAAGCAGGCCUCAAGGAUAAGCAAGAAGAAAAGCAAAAGCAAAAGCAGAAGCAAGAGCAAAGGUGAGGCAGAAGCCGAAGCCGACGAAGAGCUGGACAACAGAAAAAAGCUUUAAUUUAGGAGUUAAUCAUAUAUAGAAACAGAGAGAGAACGAGAGAGAGAGAGUGAAGUCCCCCCGCUCUCCCAGCCCCCGCCACCAACCCGCACAAACUCAACUGCCAAAGAAAAUAAUAGGAGAAGGUAGAUAGGACCCUGAAAAAGGACAACAGUACAGGACGAUUAAGAGCAGAGUGCAAAGGAAAGGGAAGGGACAGAGUGAGAGAUAGCCCGCGAGAGCCACCCACUUUUGCACGACAACCGGGACACUGAAACAUUCCACCCAAUAGCAUGGCCUCGGUCGCCGCUUGGCUUCCCUUUGCACGGGCGGCGGCCAUCGGUUGGGUGCCGAUAGCCUCCCUUCCACUGCCACCGCCCCCCGUGCCCAAGGACCGACGCAAGACGGACGACGAGAAGCUGCUGAUCAACGUAUCCGGCCGCCGCUUCGAGACCUGGAGGAACACCCUCGAGAAGUACCCGGACACGCUGCUCGGCUCCAAUGAGCGGGAGUUCUUCUAUGACGAGGACUGUAAAGAGUACUUCUUCGACCGGGAUCCGGACAUAUUCCGCCACAUACUCAACUACUACCGGACGGGCAAGCUGCAUUAUCCAAAACACGAAUGCCUCACCAGCUAUGACGAGGAGCUGGCCUUCUUCGGCAUCAUGCCGGACGUGAUUGGUGACUGCUGCUACGAGGACUAUCGGGACCGGAAGCGAGAGAAUGCCGAGCGCCUCAUGGACGACAAACUGUCGGAGAACGGGGAUCAGAACCUGCAGCAGCUGACCAACAUACGGCAAAAGAUGUGGCGUGCCUUCGAGAAUCCGCACACGUCGACCAGCGCCCUGGUCUUCUACUACGUUACCGGCUUCUUCAUCGCCGUCUCCGUGAUGGCCAACGUGGUGGAGACGGUGCCGUGCGGACACAGGCCGGGCCGGGCUGGCACCCUGCCGUGCGGCGAGCGCUACAAGAUCGUCUUCUUCUGCCUGGACACCGCCUGCGUAAUGAUCUUCAGCGCCGAGUAUCUGCUGCGGCUCUUCGCCGCACCCGAUCGCUGCAAGUUCGUGCGCUCCGUGAUGAGCAUCAUCGACGUGGUGGCCAUCCUGCCCUACUAUAUCGGUCUGGGCAUCACAGACAACGACGACGUCAGCGGUGCCUUCGUCACGCUGCGAGUUUUUCGCGUCUUCCGCAUCUUCAAGUUCUCCCGCCACUCGCAGGGUCUCCGCAUCCUCGGCUACACGCUCAAGUCGUGCGCCAGCGAGCUGGGCUUCCUCGUCUUCUCGCUGGCCAUGGCCAUCAUCAUCUUUGCCACCGUCAUGUUCUAUGCCGAGAAGAAUGUGAACGGCACAAACUUCACAUCGAUUCCGGCGGCGUUCUGGUACACCAUAGUCACCAUGACGACGCUCGGCUAUGGCGACAUGGUGCCGGAGACAAUAGCUGGCAAAAUAGUGGGCGGCGUCUGCUCACUCAGCGGUGUGCUGGUCAUCGCCUUACCUGUACCUGUUAUCGUAUCGAACUUUAGUAGAAUCUAUCACCAGAAUCAGCGGUCGGACAAGCGCAAGGCACAGCGGAAAGCUCGCCUGGCGCGCAUCCGCAUUGCCAAGGCCUCGUCGGGAGCUGCCUUUGUCAACAAGAAGAAGGCCGCCGAGGCUAGAUGGGCGGCCCAGGAGUCGGGCAUUGAGCUGGAUGACAACUAUAGGGAUGAGGAUAUCUUUGAGCUGCAGCACCACCAUUUGUUGAGAUGUCUGGAGAAGACAACGAUGUAGCCACAUUUGAACAUCCUUGUAAUAGUCCAAAGUUAUACACUUUGCCUCAAGCUCGUUAGGCAAGCAAUGACAAAGCCACACACAGCAACCACAACCCGAACAACCAGAACAACAACCACAGCAAGAACAACUACCAGAGCCCCAUUGCAGUCCUGUCAUGAGGCCACAAGAAAAGAAAAAGGAUUGGGAUUGGGAUUGGGAUUCAGAAACCGCGCGAGUCUCCCAUUUAUGAAACUCGAGAAGCUCGUGAAGCUCGUGAAACAAAAAACCCUAGAGAGAACUGAACUGAACUGAAAUGCCAAUCUUUUGUAUGAGAUCCGCGUACUUUUGUUUACGAAUUGUUUAUGUAUAAUUAUUAUAUUUUCGGUUCUUAUGUGUGGGGUGGGGGUACAAUUCUUAAGUUGUGCAGUCUAAUAUGUUCUAAGUUUUCCAUUUGUGUCAUGUUUUUCGCACAAGCGUUUCAAGAGCAGAAUCAACCAAAUAUAAUGCAUAGCAAUAAAAAAACGCAAUUAAAAUCAAUUGUCUAUACCUUUGAUAAACGAAUAUUAAUUCAGAAAAGUAAGUGCUUUCGGUUUGUACCUCAGUUCCGUUGUUUCUUCCUUCAUAUUUCUCUAUCUUUAACUCUAUCCCUUUCUCUGUAUCUCUGUAUCUAUUGCUCUCUAUCUCUAUCGCUCUAUCUCUCUCACUCACUCACUCACUCACUAUCUCUAUCUAUCGUUUAUGCGUUGCAAUUAAUUUUUAUGAUUUUCAAUUCUUAUUUUUCUUGGUUUCCUUCUUGGUUGUACGUCCAUACAUAUGUUGUUUUUCGAUUCCUUCUAUUGAAAGCAAACGAUUUGUGUGUUGAAUGCUAUGCGCUCUGUUCUGUUUCAAGUUCUUUGAAUAGGUCAUUACCGAACAGCAUUGAACCGAACGAUAUGAGAAUGCUAUAGCCCUCCCACCCCCAUGAUAUCAUGAAGAUUCGGAAACGACCAUUUGGCCAUAUGCAAUCGAUUGCUGUCAACAUAAAGCCCAAAACGAAACGAAAAACGAAAAACAAGAAACUACAAAAUCUAAAAACUUUACCCCAUCCCAAAAAAAUAUAAACAAUUCGGAUUGCUGAGAGCUAGCUCAUCAAGUGGCCAAAAUGGGUGGAUGGAAAUCCACUCAAGUGGUCAUACUCGUAAAAAGUCCAUUUAACUAUUCAAUUUAUUUUUUUACAUUUUAUUAGUGAGCAAUUCUAGACCGAAUCUUUUUUUAAAUAUGCUCUGAUUGUGUUAAAAAUUUGUUUUCGUAUAACUUUUGUGUUUAAAUAAUUUGGAUGAAGAUUUCCUGAAAAUUCCUCUAAAAGCAGCCUUAUUGUUUUGAAAUUGGUUCAUAACCGUAAUAUAAGUGGUAGAUUGCCGUUUCAAACUGAGCUACUCUGUUGUCUGGUAUAUUUUUCAUUAUAAAUGCAUAAUACUCGGUGCGUUUCGGCUCCUAGCCGUUCAUGUGUAUGCUCCACAGCAGUAGUCUAGCCGUAAACCACUUGAUGAGCACUCAAAUUCCUCACCUAAAACCACAAAUAAAUAAAACAGGAUCCGUCAUAAAUCUAAAUCGCUUUUGGGCGGCCAUAGACGCGAACGCGCUUUUAACAGCGGCAAAUGAAAUCAGAAAAAUGUACGAAAAAUCGCACUCAACAAACGCAUAAAACGUGAACGCGUUUAUAACAGCUUGCAAAUGAAAUCUGAAAAAAAUGAACGAAAAAUCGCACUUUGCUCGAAACCGUUUUUAACAGCUAGCAAUUGAAAAACGAAUGAAAAAUGGCUGGCGCUUGCUUCUACCUCGUCCCGCUCGGCUCUGCCCUGCCCUGCCCUUGCCCAAGCCCGCAUUUAUUGCUCUUUCCACCACGCUGCCCGCUGCCCAGCGCCCCCAUCCGUUUGGCUGUCUAACAAAUUGUUCUUAUAGUGUUUAUUGUGUUAUUGUAAAAUUGUCAUUGCUUAGGAGCCGCAACAAAGAAACAAAAAAAAAGAAAACAUCAUUUCUAUACCCAUUAUAGAAUUUUAAGCGUUUAAAUGUUUAAUACCCUUUCUCCCCUCAGUCCCCCGUACCCAUAAACCCCGCUUAAUGUUCUAAUUGUUGUUUUUGACUUGAAAGAGAUGGAAACUCUCGCUCUAAGUAUUUAUAUAUUUCUUUGUAUGUAUUUAACCCUGUCCUGUGUUCUAUGUUCGUGUGUGUAAGCCCCUCCCCCAACCUUCCCCAAACCC
Drosophila pseudoobscura is the source of this 4626-nucleotide messenger RNA. It is a transcript of the gene Shal, whose product is annotated as Potassium voltage-gated channel protein Shal. NCBI's taxonomy places the organism in Eukaryota, Metazoa, Arthropoda, Insecta, Diptera, Drosophilidae. Gene Ontology annotation, biological process: protein homooligomerization; potassium ion transmembrane transport. Gene Ontology annotation, molecular function: A-type (transient outward) potassium channel activity; protein binding. The record is from RefSeq and is a predicted model, not a curated record. The coding region runs from base 932 to 2404 and encodes 490 amino acids. The transcript has 5 exons. Gene Ontology annotation, cellular component: membrane; voltage-gated potassium channel complex.